Gilbertella persicaria is the source of this 3457-nucleotide messenger RNA. RefSeq lists its product as uncharacterized. The record is from RefSeq and is a predicted model, not a curated record. The coding region runs from base 166 to 3240 and encodes 1024 amino acids. Gene Ontology annotation, biological process: signal transduction; regulation of GTPase activity. The transcript has 5 exons. NCBI's taxonomy places the organism in Eukaryota, Fungi, Mucoromycota, Mucoromycetes, Mucorales, Choanephoraceae. Gene Ontology annotation, cellular component: cytoplasm. Gene Ontology annotation, molecular function: phosphatidylinositol binding.
CCCAUUUGUCCCUCCCUGAUAUCUAUAUAACCCCUCUCUCUCUCCUCUCUUUCUCUCUCUUUUUCUUUUUCUUUUCUAUUUCUUUUUCUUUAUAUAUAUAUAGAUAUCUACUUUACUCUUUUUUCUUCAAUUUUGAACCCCUUCCACUCUUUUUAAUACUUUAUUAUGUCGCAACCUAUUGUGAGCUAUGGACAAGAUGAGAUUUCUCAUUUACGUUCACAGAAUGAUCAACUUUGGAAAAUCAUUGAAAAACAGCGUGCCAUGAUUCAAAAUCUCCAAAAGGACAAUGUCAGACUGUCAGCAGAACGAGAUGGUCUACAAGACCAACUCCAUCUACUCGAGAAAGAAAUGACUCGCAAGCAACGUGUGACUUCACUCUUGAUCUCACCUCAGGCACUGCGUGAAAUAGCAGAGGCAGAUGACGCUUCUACACCGAAUAGUGAAACCACACCUUCUCCUAUCGAGUCUUAUACAACCACACCUAUGCCACCUCCUCGCUCACCUUAUCGUCCUCUGAAAGAAAGACCGGACGAGAUAUUCAACAAACAAGGCAUUGAACAACGCAUGGAAGAACCAGAGUCGUACUUGACAGCACGCAAUUUGGAAGACAUCAAUGGUCGAUCUUCUCCUGGCUCACCUGCUCCUGGCCCUCAUUCACCCACCCGAAGUUAUCAACAGCGCAAAGACAGUGCUCCAUUACCUAAUCAUGGCAGAAGUCAUUCACCCUACAUGUUACCUGCGCCUAGUAAGUCCUCUUCUUCGCUUGAAGUCCGAAGACGCCAAAGGGAUUCCAUGAUGCCGCCUCCACGCGCUGCCCUGGAACAUGAUCCCACCAUGCGUGCUGCUUCUCCUCCUCUUCCACCUUCAUUCUCUUCUUCUACUGCAUCCAUCAAUACCAAUCUUAUGACUGCUUCUACUUCUACUUCCACAAUUAAUUCUAUUUCUAAUUCACUUCAUGUCACUAGCACACAACAAAAACGCCAUAGUCAAUUAUUCACCACGAAUUCAUUAACCGAUCUACACCAACAGGAAGAAGAGGAAGAGGAAGAAAAGCCUGCUUUGAUGGGCAAUAUGGCCAAUGUGCAUGUCAAAGUAGUCGGAUCUAAUAUUAAGCCUAACGAUAAGGGUAAAGAAGUUGUGUCCUUUAUUGUGUCUGUAGGCCAUUAUCGUGAGGAUGAUACACACCGAUUUGAGGAACGUUGGCGUGUGGAAAAGCUUUAUUCGGACUUUUUAAGUCUCGAUACAAAGUUAAAAACUCAAAGGAAUCGUGCUGUUAGUGGUAAAAUUGGCAAAUUGCCUGAUAAAGCCUUAUUUUCAAAUAAUGCACCUACCAAAGUAGAUCAAAGAAAGGCUGCAUUGGAACAAUACCUUCAACAUGUUAUCUCUUUAUCACUAGAGGAUCCUUCUGAUCUAUGUGAAUUCUUGAGUACAAAUGUAGUAGACACCAAAGUGUUCCAAGCUGCGGGUCAGAAAGAAGGCUAUUUGACAAAACGCGGCAAGAAUUUCGGUGGUUGGAAAACCCGUUACUUUGUCCUGAACGAAUCUGUCCUUGAAUACUAUGAAUCGAAAGAAGGCACUCAACUUGGCUCUAUUCGACUGACCAAUGCACAAAUUGGUACUCAAAUGCACGGUUCUUCUCCUGCCAAUGAAGAAUCCAACAGUGUCUAUCGCCAUGCUUUCUUGAUUGUCGAACAGAAACGUGUGGGCUCAAGUCACAGUGUGCGUCAUAUCCUAUGUGCCAAUUCAGAUGAUGAUCGUGAUAAUUGGGUUCAUGCCUUAUUACAGAACAUCAGUAUUGUGGAAGAAGAUGUUGUCUACAAGAAGAAGAAGGCAGAGAAGCCUCGCAAACUAUCCAAAGGUGAAAUCCGUGCUAUUUCUGCUCAGCCUAUCAGCCACAUGAAAUUAGACAACAGCAGUCAGGCAGACAUGGACAAGUUGAGUGUGCCUCCACAUGCUGAAGAAGACAGCCAGCUUUCUUCUUCUUUACCCAGUGUACAGUACAACACAUGGAGUUCGUAUGAAGCGGGGCGUGUCAGUCUAGAUCAGCGUAGUAGUCCCAGUAACCUCAAUCUACAGCCUCGUCCUCCUAUUGUGCGUCGUAGUAGUAUGAGUAAUCUGAUUGAACAACCACCUCCCGCAGAUCCAUUACGUCGUGCUGUAUCACCCACCAUUUUGCCUAGAGAAGAUUCACCUACUGAAUCACUCGAGCCCGAAAAAAAGGCGAGAAAUAAAGCCCAUCGUAUGACAUUCUGGGGUAAGAAGAUGUUGUUCAACAACACUACAGAAGAAGGACAACCACAACAAACAACACCUCGUCCUGCUCCAUCGAAUUCUUCUUCUUCUUCUACUACUACUACCAGCAAUCCUUCUGGAUUCCGUGGCUUUCUGUCCAGAUCCUCGCAUGAACAAAAUGACCGUCAACGCAAACAAGAAGAAACACCCAGUCUACCUAAACCAUCCAAGCAAGUCUUUGGUGUGCCCUUGGAAGAAGCAGUGCGUAUCUCAAGGGUAUCUGAGGGUUAUGAAUUACCUGCUGUGGUGUAUCGUUGUAUUGAAUACCUGGAUGCGAUGAAUGCUGUGAUGGAAGAAGGUAUCUAUCGUCUUAGUGGCAGUAAUUCAACACAAAAGGCGUUACGAGAACGCUUUAAUCAAGAAGGGGAUGUGAAUUUGAUGGCUACCAAAGAUGACUAUGAUGUGCAUGUUGUUGCUGGUCUACUUAAAAUGUGGUUACGUGAAUUACCCACUAGUGUAUUGACAAGAGAACACCGUAUUGACUUUUUACAUGUGAUUGAUCUCUUGGACCGUAAAGACAGAGUGAAUGAAUUAGGUCGCCUUGUAUCACUACUGCCUUUAGCCAAUUAUACACUUUUGAGAGCAUUGACUGCUCAUUUGAUUCGUGUAGUACAACAUUCAGAUGUCAACAAGAUGACUAUGCGUAACGUCAGUAUUGUGUUUUCACCUACUUUGGGUAUUCCUGCCACUAUCUUUAAUCUAUUUAUGAGUGAAUUUGAAUAUAUCUUCUGGAUCACCAAAGACGGUGAUGCAGCACCCCGUAUGAUUGAAGACGAUAAUGAUGACAAAGAAGAAGAAGAAGAGAGUGCGCCUGGUCUGAGCAGAAGUACAACACUGCGUCUUCGUGAAGAACAUGGUCGAAGUAAUCGUAACAGUGUGAAUUAUAUGGAUGGUGCACCCAAUGCCAUUGUAGAUCUGGAGAAGCAUAUGGAUGGUAAGCCAUUUUAAGUUGUUAUAUCAAUCUCAUAGUGUCUAUUUAGGCCCACCUGUAUUGGAUGAAGAUGACGAUGAAGAUGUAGAUGAUUUAACCCUCUCCAAUGAUUCUAGUUUCUCCCUUAAUGCUUAAUAAUUUAUUCCUUAAUAUAAAUCAUUGACGACAUUGUCAAGUUUGCAUACAACUAAAUUUAGUCUGAUGAUAAUGUACGUAUGCAUAGUAUUUAAACAU